GGAGGCACCCUCCUUGCCCGGCAGCGGUAAAGCCCUGGCCUCUCGAGGGAACGUGGAAACAGAGCCGCUUUUGUUCGCGAACUGCAGCCAGAACCGAUGGGCCGGGGCGGGCCUCCCCGGGAGCAGCCAAAUCCCAGUCAGAUGAGGAGCUCAGCCGGCGGCUUUCCGUCAGCUCCGUGGUCUGUGGUUUCGGGGAAGAAGCUGGGGCUCUAGCUGGGAGCAACAGGAGGUAUGACGCGGAAGCACAAGGUAACUGCCUGUCAUUUUCCUUAGUAGCUGAAGUCUAUAGCUAACUGGUGACUGAAGGUAUGUUUUCUGCUCCGAUGUAAAUGAAGAAAUUGAAAGUGGUAUGAAAUGUAUUACUGGGGAAACUUGCUGUUGUGAGCUACUUAAUUGCUGUCGUGGCUUCGUAAGACCUAAUGAACGCUGGACAUUUCCAUCUUAAGAAAGUCGCAGACUGUUGCGAAGAAUCCCAUUGGCUAGAGGUGAACCCAAAAUUCUUUGUUUUCAUACAAUAAAAGCUUCAUCUCUUUGGCACCUUCUGUUCCUGUAGUGCAGUUCACUAAAAUUUUGCAAAGGAAAUCUAAUUCAGCCCAUGCUAAGAAUGGAGUACCAGCCCCUACUGAGAGGGUCUAGCAUGCGCAGCAAGUUUCCCAGCUGGACCUUAUUUCUGGCUGUUUGCGCUGUGGGAAUUGGAGGGACCUUUCAAUAUGGAUAUAAUGUUUCCAUUAUCAAUGCACCCACCCAGCAUAUUCACAGGUUCUUAAAUGAAACCUGGAUUAGUCGUUAUCGCAUGGAAUUAAGUCCAGAUUUGUUGACUUUUCUUUGGUCUGUCAUUGCUUCUAUAUUUUCACUUGGAGGCCUGUGUGGAGCCCUUAUUGGAGGCAGCAUGGCAAUUCGGCUAGGCAGGAAAGGAGCUCUUUUGAUGAAUAAUAUUAUUGCAGUACUGGCUGCCAUUUUAAUGGGGAUCAGUUUUCCUACUGGUUUGUUUGAGUUACUGAUUGUUGGAAGAUUUUUGAUUGGUAUAAAUUCAGGUAUUGGGAUCUGUGUGCAACCUCUGUAUAUUGGGGAGGUUGCCCCAAAACAUCUUAGAGGUGGCAUGGCCAUGGGUAGUUCCAUCUUUCUGACUGGGGGGAUUCUGACAGGACAAAUAAUUGGUUUGAGGGAAUUAUUAGGUGGAGAAAUGUAUUGGCCUCUUUUGCUAUCCAGCAGCUCUUUUCCAGCAUUUGCCCAACUUUUAUUCCUGCCAUGGUUUCCUGAAAGUCCCAGAUAUCUUCUUAUUGACAGAGGUGAUGAGCUGAGCUGUGCCAAAGCUUUGAAGCGAUUUCAUGGCUCUUUGCAGUAUCAAAGAGAGAUGGAAGACAUACAGCAGGAAUGUUUUGCCUUAGAUGGGGAGAAACCCAGGAAGCCCUGGCAACUAUUCACUGAUCGUGGUGUGAGAUGGCAGCUCAUUACUGUGAUUGUCAUGACUAUGGGCCAGCAGCUCAGUGGGAUAAAUGCUAUUUAUUUCUAUGCAACUUACAUUUUUGAACAAGCUGGGAUCUCAGCAGAAAAAAUCCCGUAUGUGACGCUUGGCACUGGAGCUUGUGAAUGUCUCACAGCCCUCACCUGUGGUUUACUGAUCGACUACGUGGGAAGAAGAUAUCUUAUCAUUGGGGGAUACCUCCUUAUGAUCCUUUGGAGCAUUGUUUUAACAUUCUCUCUGACUUACCAGGAACUGUACUCAUGGGUGCCUUAUGUGAGCAUGACAUCUAUAUUUGCCUUCAUACUGAGCUUUGGGUUGGGACCAGGUGGCAUAACAAAUACCCUGACAGCUGAAUUAUUUAUACAGUCUUCACGUCCUGCUGCUUACAUGAUAGGAGGGACUAUUAGUUGGAUUAGUUUCUUCACAAUUGGAAUGCUCUUUCCCUUUAUAGUGAAAGGACUGAAGCAGUAUUGUUUUCUGGUGUUCUUACUGGAGUGUUCCUUAGUUGCUGCUUUCAUCUUCCUUGUAAUUCCUGAGACAAAAAACAAGUCUUUUCUGGAAAUCAAAAAGGAAUUUCACAAACUUAAUUUUGGAGGAAAAAACAAAGAAAAGGAAACAGAACUUUAUGAAAGAAGACAACUCCAUGAUGAAUUUUAAAUCUGUGUAAUUCCACAGCUGUUAUAAAACUACUUCAAUGAGAAUUAUGAGUGCUGUCCUCUAAAUUAGUGAUGCAAUGUGAUGACCAAGUAGUUUAUUACUUCCUCAUGUAUAUUUAUAGGAAGCUUAAUUAAAAGGCGAGUUAAUCUUUCUGAUACGCUGUUAAAACAGAUACUGAUGAAGUGCUAUUAAAACAUUAUAUACGAAGACUCAAUGUUUAGUUACAACUUGAUGUUGUAAGAAAUGCUGGUGGAGGUUGAUAAAUGAAUCCCACUCUCCCCUGCCUCCAGCAGACUUCGUCAGACAGGCAAUACAAAUCAGUAGCUGUUCUUUUAUUUCUAAUACCCCUCUUCAAAUUCACUUAUCAAGCAUAUGUUAAUGCUUUGCUGAAUAAAGCAUACCUAGUAUUCUGAGGCAUUAGAACCCAAACAUGAGCUUCUGUGAAACUAAUAUUUGAAGAAUUCUAGUCAAUUUAUUAACUUGAGGUAUUUAGUUGCUGUUUUUCAUUUAAAUAAUUUAUUUGAAAGAUUUAAGGAGAUUCCUCCUCUAGUCCUAUUGCUGUAACUGUAAAAAGACACAGGCAUUCUAUAUCAAAGAAGUAAAGGCGGGAGAGCACCUAAGUGAAUUUUUCUUAUAUUAAGUAGUAAUGAUGUUUAUUAUGAAUGUUUGUUUCUUAAAGGGUAAUAAUAAAAGUUUCUGGCACUUGA
This is a messenger RNA of Oxyura jamaicensis (ruddy duck), 2829 nucleotides long. RefSeq names its product solute carrier family 2, facilitated glucose transporter member 11-like. Gene Ontology annotation, molecular function: hexose transmembrane transporter activity. Lineage: Eukaryota; Metazoa; Chordata; Aves; Anseriformes; Anatidae. The coding region runs from base 596 to 2122 and encodes 508 amino acids. Gene Ontology annotation, biological process: monosaccharide transmembrane transport. The transcript has 12 exons. The record is from RefSeq and is a predicted model, not a curated record. Gene Ontology annotation, cellular component: membrane.